Aspergillus ruber CBS 135680 is the source of this 1226-nucleotide messenger RNA. RefSeq names its product putative mitochondrial carrier protein. Gene Ontology annotation, molecular function: transmembrane transporter activity. The transcript has 4 exons. Lineage: Eukaryota; Fungi; Ascomycota; Eurotiomycetes; Eurotiales; Aspergillaceae. The coding region runs from base 57 to 971 and encodes 304 amino acids. Gene Ontology annotation, biological process: transmembrane transport. The record is from RefSeq and is a predicted model, not a curated record.
UGAGUACAGAAGAUCAUGGAGAUGUGGCUGCACCUCAGCAACAUCAGUAAAACCUCAUGGCAUCCGAUUUCUGGGCUGGCUACCUCAGCGGGGCCAUUGGAAUUGUCAUCGGGAACCCAUUAGAUGUGAUUAAGGUUCGGUUACAAGCCGGUCACAACUCUGCAGGUGCAGCUGCGGCUGCAGCAUCGCAGCAACGCCUUAGCCGCUUCGAACUUGUGCGAGGAGUUACAGCUCCUAUCCUUGGAUAUGGGGCCCUCAACGCUAUUCUUUUCGUCGCCUAUAACCGGUCGUUGAAGUUUAUGGAUAGCUCAAUCGCAGACCUUACAAAUCCCCUGGAAGUUCCUCUCUACAAACUCUGGAUUGCCGGUGCUGUGGGCGGCCUGGCUAGCUGGACUAUAUCGUCCCCGACAGAAUAUAUAAAAUGUCGAGCCCAAUUAGAUAAUCGGCCCGAAGUCUCGUCGUGGACCGUUGCGAAAGACAUUGUUCGGACUCGUGGCUGGAGGGGUCUCUAUUACGGAGGAGGGAUUACUAGUGCCAGAGAUUCUAUUGGUUAUGGAUUUUAUUUCUGGUCCUACGAGUAUUGCAAACGACUUUUGACCUCUAAAGACGAUGAUGUUCAUCAAGCCGCGAUGAAAGUGCUUCUCUGUGGAGGCAUUGCUGGUGUCGCUACCUGGGCGUCGGUUUUCCCACUGGACGUGAUCAAAACCAGACUACAAGCGCAAACUAGCGGGAUAUGUCCUGAGGGUUGGCCGCUUCUGUCAUCGCAGAGCAACAAGCGGGAACUGAACACCUUCCAGAUUGCCAAGGAAGCAUACCGGAACGAGGGCAUGAAAGUCUUCUAUCGCGGGCUGGGGGUUUGCAGUAUCAGAGCAUUCAUAGUUAAUGCGGUUCAGUGGGCCACGUAUGAAUGGCUUAUGAAAGCCUUCAAUAAUGUUGCAUGGAAUAAAAACCUCAUGCCCGAAAAUGCUUAGGCACACAUAGAUGAGUUGUACUUUGUACUCGUAUUGUAUUUAUAGCCAAAACAAAUUAUUUCGAUCCAUUUCAAUCAUACUCUGUACGGCUUUGUAUUGCAGCUAGUAACUAAAUUUCGUCUUAAGGAGAAAAGCGCCGGACAAAGGAGAUGGAACAAAGCCAUACAAUAUCCGAAAUGCGGCAAUUUGUGCCGUCGCCGCACACCGGAAGAACCGCACUCGGUAAGACAAGCUCCAAGAUUGCGACCAUCGGCA